Drosophila willistoni is the source of this 8365-nucleotide messenger RNA. RefSeq lists its product as uncharacterized. Gene Ontology annotation, molecular function: transcription corepressor activity; protein binding. Bases 583 to 8151 code for a protein of 2522 amino acids. The transcript is spliced from 5 exons. Gene Ontology annotation, cellular component: nucleus. Lineage: Eukaryota; Metazoa; Arthropoda; Insecta; Diptera; Drosophilidae. The record is from RefSeq and is a predicted model, not a curated record. Gene Ontology annotation, biological process: negative regulation of transcription by RNA polymerase II.
UUUGUUUGUGUUAUGUUGUGUUUUUUUUUUGUUUUGUUUAAUAAGUGAAAGAAGGCAAAAUACUGGUUUUUUAUACAUAUAAAUACAUACAUACAUAAAGCGUCUCCCCAUUUUUUGCGUAUAUGAAUGUAUGUGUGUGUGUGUGAGUGAGUGAAUAAAAAAAAAUCAAGUCAAGUUAAAGUGAAAAGCAAUGCUAAAAGGAAUUACAACCACAACAACAGCAACUACGCACGACUAACAGUAAAAGUUUUCAUCGACGUCAAAGUGAGAGAAAAAAGUACACACACAUAACAGAAAAAAAAAAUACAACAAAACAACCAACCCAAAAACAAGUCAGAAGGAAGAGAGAGAAAGAGAGAAAGAAAUACGCAGCAGUAGUAGAAGACGACGAAGAAGAAGAAGCAAUCAUAGCGUGGGUGUCCCUACUCUAAAACGGAGCAGCAAUUGAGUUUCAAGGGCUCGCGUCGCCCCCCGUAAACCUCGUUCUCCCCAUCAUCCUUCCAACUGCUUCGCAUCAUAAUCAACGUCAACAACAACAACAUUGCUGUUUAAUUUUUUAUUCACAAAUUUUUUGAGAUCAAAAUGGAUCCGAACAGACAUCACGAAUAUCAAACACAUCAUCAUACGGCAGCGCCCUUGCCGCAGUCACAUCAGCAAUUGUCACACCACCAUCACCAGCAGCAACAGCACCACCACCACCAGCAGCAGCACCAUCAUCAACAGCAGCAGCAACAACAACACCACCAUCACCAUCAAACGCAUUCACCACAUCCGCAUCAUCAUCAGCAGCAACAGCAACAGCAACAUCAUCACCACCAGCAGCAGCAGCAACCACAUCACCACCAGCAGCAUCAUCCACCGCCACCAACGCAGCAGCAGCAGCAACACUAUCAGCAAUUGCAUCAUCAUCAGCAACAUGCUCCAAGUAGCUCCAAUUCCUCCAGUUCCUCCUCCGCCAAUUAUAAUACGCAUUCUCAUACAGCUGAGGAUCGUCGAAAUCUGGCCAUGUAUAUGACAACACAUCGUAAUGUAAUGCCAACAGGAGGAUCAGGAGCAGCAUCUGUUCAGCCACCGACAGGUGCUGCUCAAGCCAGCUCAAGCACAAUGGUGGCUACAUCUUCACCAGCUACCCCAUCUUCUGCUGCUGUUGGUGGGGGUAGUGGUGGUGGUGGUAGUGGCGGUGGUGGUGCUGGUGAUCCGCAUUUACAAUAUUAUACCUCCAAUCGAGAUUUAACGGCGGCGGUUAAUAAAAAACUUGAUCCCACACAUUGGUCAUCUUAUAAGACACCGCCACCAGCGCCAGCGCCACGACAGCAUCAAUAUCAUGGCGUUGCUGCAAUGUAUCCACCACCCACACAACAACAACAACAACAGCAGCAGCAGCAGCAGCAGCAACAACAGCCAUCCCAACCACCUCAUAGUACAGCUUAUUGGCCACCAGCUGAUGAGCAGAGAUAUGGUGGUGGUUAUGGCAAAGCCACAGCUGCGCCACCACCAGCACCACCACCAGCACCACCUCUGCCACCACGUCCAAGCAAUAGCAAUCGUUAUUAUGAGGAUAUGAAAUACUCAGUACCUGCUGCAGCCAAAGUGCUCAGCUAUGCACCACCACCAGGAGCCGGAGCAGUGUCAUCAGUUCCAGCCACAGCUUCGGCAUUACCGCCAUCAGCCUCGCAACCAACUGCGGCCUCAUCCACCACAUUGUCGUCACGUAACUAUGAUCAUGUCGAGCAUGUGGUGGUGAAUCCCAGUCAACCGCAUGAGCAACAACAGCCAAGUCCAAAUUAUGGACGCAAAUGUCCAUCGCAUUAUGAGACGCCAACCGAGCCGUUACGUAGUGCAAGAGCUGCCACACCGACACAACAUCAGAGUCUAUAUAUGCCCAUGUUCCAGACGGCUGUCAAUCAGGCCAUAGAGAAAUAUGUACGUGAACCUGGUCCAAGUUUAGAAUAUGCACGUGCUGCUGUCGCAGGUCCGCCUGCUGCCGGUCCAUAUGCGGGAAGGUCAAUCAAUUCAUCGCAUUAUUAUACAACGAAACCCGCCAAGCCACCGCCAUCAAUUGUUGGUGGUGGUGGUGCGUCUGCUGCCUAUGUGAAGCUAGAACCGGAGCAUCAUCAUACACCAAGUUUACCACAAUUAACCACCAGAUCCUCGCUCUAUCACAAUCCAUACAAUAACCCGCCAAAUUCUGAUACAAACAAUAAGGAGAUGCAUCAUGAUAUCAAUUCGUCAUCGGUUACACCGCAUGGUUAUCCUACAAAAUAUGGUAAAUUGAUACAGCAACAUGACACAGCAGGAGGUCCAGGUGGAGUAGGAGGAGGAGGUGGUUCAACAACAGCUGCAGCAUAUUCCUAUUCCUAUCAUCAUGGUACACCGUCGCCAGCAGCCGGAGCAAUAGCCUCACCGACACCGCCACAGCUAGGCCCAAUGACAUCGAUGACAGCAGUGCCACCAUCACCAUCACCAGCGCCGAGCAGUGCCAGCAAUUAUUCGACUCAAGUGCAAGUCUAUCCACAUGGUCCAGAUAUCUGCUGUCAGCCAUCAAGUGGUGGUGCUGGACCGCCGCCGCCAUCAACAUCGUCUCAAGUCUCGAGUAAGAAAUCCACUUCAGCAACUAAACCCAACUAUCGUGCUUUGAUCAAUGAUAUGCUGAAAAGGAAUACGGCAAGCGAACAAGAAUUGAAUCUACAGAUAAUUAAGAAAACUUUGAAUAUGGAAACAUCGUUAAGGAAUGCACCACCGCCACCAACAAGAUCAGCAGCAGCUGCAGCCACUUUGCCUGUUAUACAGGCACCUUCAGCUACAGCUUCAGGACCACCAGCUCCUGCACCUGCACCUGCUCUACAUUCACCAUUGGAUCUGUCAAUGCGUACUGUUAAACAGACGGCAGAUUCAACGGAAUACAAAUAUCAGAGACCUCCAACAAUUGCCGCUGCUGCUGCCUCAACGAGUUUAAGUGGUGCCAGUAGUGGUAUCGGUGGUGGCUUGGGUUUACCACGUUUCGAUAUAACACCCAAUUUCUCGGCAGCCACAAGAACUGCAGCAGCGCCACCACAACCACCACCAACAAGUCAUACAACGCAUGUUAUACGACAAAAUCCAGCAGCUCCGGCUUUGGUUAUCAAAACCGUACAACAGAUGCGUCCCAGUGUGUUGGAAACGAAUCCCUAUGCCAAGAGGCCUACACCAUCACAAUCAGCUGUCCAGCCAGCAAUUGUUGAGACCACAACAUCAACAAUACCAAGCAACAAACCCUCAAUAUCAGCUUCACCUAUUGUUAUACCUCUGCCCACAACUUCCUCAUCGGCAACAUCCUCGCUAUCGACUACCCCGAGUCCUGGACCUGGUCUCCAUAAUAGCAGUAAUCCCAAUUAUUUGGGUAGAAAACGUCAUCUGCAGGAAUAUAAUCAGGCAGCAGCAAAAUUGGCCAAAUUGGAAGCAGCAACGACGGCAACGGCAACGACGACACCACCACCAACAUCACUACCACUAUCAAAAACAGUUGUCAUUGCACCGGCAACAGCAUCACAACCAUCAGCAGCACCACCACCACUACCACCACCAACAACAACAAUUGUUGCCGCCUCUGUACCAGUGAUAGCCAUCAAUGAGCAGGCGCUGGCCGCCAAACGAGAACGUGAGAUGCUUAAACGUGAAGUGCAUAUAAUAAUGCCAACCACAUCGUCAUCAUCAUCAUUAUCACCACCACCAAUGCCAAGCUCUAGUCAACCAAUGAUAAAGGUGGAGCAACGCAUACGAACUAAGGCUGAGCUCAAAGGGUUCACCUUUAAUCCACCUGUUUUGGUUACUUCCACGACCAAUAGCGCCACAUCAACAUCGGUGAUGCCGCCAAAUCAAAUAACCAAUAAUAUACAAAUUAAAUUGGAACCAGCUCCACCCUUAACACCACCAGUGGCAGUGGCAUCACAACCUACAACAAUUGUCAGUGCACCACCACAAUCAAUGGCAGCUAUUGCAGAAUUGGGUUUGGAAUUGGAUCCACCAACAACGAGCUUUAAUAGCAAUAGCCUUUUAGAUUGGGGCAGUACCUGUAAUAAUCUUGUUGAUCAGCUCAAUAGUUGUUUAACUAAGGGACCACCACCAGCAGUAGCAGCAACAGCACCACCAGUUCCAUCCGCUGCUAUGGUUGCCACAAUUAAAUUGGAAUUAAGUGAAGAUGAUUUACCAGUGGCAAGAAUAUUGAAGAGACAACCCUUAUUGCCCACUCUACCACCAGCAGGAGCAGCAGUAGAUCCCGAAUCAGCGGCAACAACAACCACCACCACCCAAUUGACAACCACAACAAAUGGCAUCUCCUCAUCGAUGGGUGGUGGUGCCGCUGCUGCUGCCCAAAAGAAGCUAAGUAAAAUGGAACGCGAGAAGAAACGUUUGCAACAGGAGAAACGUAUUGCAGCACGUCUCGUCUCGGCGGCAGGACAUACGAGCAGUUCGGAAAGUGAUACCACCGAAUUGCAUAAACGUAAGACAGCCCGGCAAAAGAAACCGCUAAUGCGCAAAGGUAGACCCAGAAAGCAAGCCAUAGUCAAUGAGCAACGUAGCGAAAAGCAAACACAAAGCAGCGAACCAGAUAAAGAUGCUGAAAAGGAGUCAAAGCAGCAGCGACGAGGGCAGGUGAAAGCAACAAAAGAGAAGGAAAAAGUAAGCGGUGGCAAGUCCAGUGAGGAGAAAACAAAACUUAAGACUGCAACAACGAUGGCAACUAAUACCAUAGCGACUCCAAUACCAACUACGCCUGCUCUAAAAACGUCAACAACUAAAGUCACUAGCACGCCAAAGUCCUUGACAAAACGCAAAAGUGAGGAGGAAUCCAAGAGUAGUAGCAGUAGUAGUUCAGAAGAAGAUGACAACAACAACAACGACGAUGACGACGACGAUGAUGACGAUGAGGAGGAGGUGGAGGGGGAGGAUGAAGAGAAUGAAAAGAAAUCAUCUAAAGGAGCAACAGUAGCAGGAGCCGGAGUAGCUGCAGCUGCCACUGGUGGAGCAUCAUCUAAUAAUAAACCUCAACAGCAGCAACGUACAACCAAUACGAUUAAAAAUCGCAUUGGUCACAAUCUCAACACAAUGACCCGUUCGAAACGUAAAAAAGAACUCGAACUCCAACUGGCCAAUAGUAAAGUGUUGCGUAAUGAUAAAAUCAUACGCAAUUCCACGACAAAAAUCAAACGUAAAUACGUACGGAAAGUGGUAGAUAGUAAAAAAGAAAUGAUGGUCACACGUUUACGUAACAAACAACAAGAUCUUGGCCAGCAGCUAAUGAAUGGUGGACGUUCGAAACUCAAGGGUGGCAAGGGAGCAGCCGGUGGUGCAGCAGGUGCCAGUGGAAAACAAACAAAUGCCACGAAAACCUCACCACAGCAGCAAUUAUUUCUUGAAGAAUAUCGCUAUAAAUUAGCUUUAAAAAUUCCACAUCGUUUGAUCUCCAUCAAUAAGUUGAAUAAAGUGGCCAGCUCAUUGCCCGAUUUGGAGCAACGUGAUCUGGGUCAAGAGUUGGCCUGCUUUAAGAAUCGUGGCAGACGUCCCAAGACCAAGGCCGCAAGCAAACAGCAAGAGAAUUCCACACCGAAAUCCAUAAUUGAUGUCCUACACUUGCGGGUGACGAAUGGCAGUCAAAAGAAGACGACGACGACAACCACAACAACAACAGCAACAACCACAACGAGCAAUAAUGCCACAAAGUCAUCAGUCUCAGCGCCAGCAUCAUCGUCUCAUAAUCAUUUGCAAGUGCAUAGUGAUCUAUCACAAACGUCUGCCUCGAAUUCACUCUAUGAGCAGCCCCAGCAACAGGAUGUGGCAGGAGGAGGACCUGGAUCAGCAUCGUCCACAAAUAAUAUCGAUGAUCUAAGUCGGCGACAUUUUAGCAUUUUCGAUACCAAAGUUUUGUCGAGUAAAACUCGCACGGAAUCCAAAAUGCAACAACGUCGUGAGAUUAUACGUGAAAUAUUUGUCGGCCCGGAACGUCCAGCUUCGGCACCACCCGAACGUGCACAGGGUCAGGAUAAGGGCGCAGGCGGCGGUGCAGCGGAUGAUGAGGAUGAUGAUACAACGAUAAGUUAUCAAAAAUAUGAAGAAUUUCUCGAUCAAAUGAAUCGUAUUGUAAGUGCUAAUAAUAAUAAAUUGGCACGACGAGCUGUUACCGAGCUACCAGCCACGGCAAUGGCUAAUGCAACUACUGCAGCAAAUCCACCGCAUAAUAAGCGAAAGUAUUUACGUCGUAAGGGGAGCUCUGGGUUCGAUUAUAUACGUAAAAAGAAACGUCCACAGUCCACACAGCAACAGUCCCAACAUCACCAUAAUAAUAAUCAUCACCACAACAACAACAACAACAGCCACCAACAACAUCAUUUACAACAGCAGCAACAUCAUCAUCAUCAUCUUCAGCAGCAGCAGCAGCAACAGCGAAAUAUAUCAUCUCCACUGCAACAUAAUCAUAUGCAAUCUACAAAUCUAAAUACCUCGGAACAGCAAUCGACUCAAAGUGCCGCCGAUGAACGGCUCGAUGAUACGGAUAGCACAAUUGCUGGCAGUAGUUCACAUUUGCCUCUCAAGGUUAAGACUGAAAUGGAUGUGUGUCGUGAGAUACAGAAAUGGGUACUCAAUAAGGGUGUGGGACAGAGCACCAUGCAUAAAGCCGCCCGUCAAGGACUCAUAGAUGUUGUGGUCUAUUGCCUAGAUCGUAUGCGCAUGAAUCCCGAUCAGAAGGAUAAUGCCGGCUAUACACCAUUGCAUGAGGCCUGCACGCAGGGUUGGUUGGAAAUUGCUAGAAUUUUAUUACAAUUUGGUGCCAAUCAUUCGGAGGCCGCACAAUCGGGCAUUAGGCCAUUGCAUGGCGCCAUCGAGAAUGAUCACGAAGAGGUUGUACGUCUUUUGUUGUCCUAUGGAGCUGAUCCGUUGCUGGCAACGUACUCAGGUCAAACCCCGCUAAUGUUAGCUUCAAGCAAGUUGAUGCGUGGCAUUUUGCGAGCCCAUCUCAGCGAUGCACAAAGUGCUGCCACUGACAUCAAACCAAUGCGUUUUCAAGGACCCUGGGAGUUAUUUGAUGCUAAGGAAUAUGGUUAUGAUAUAUUCGAUAAUGUACCGAACACAUCUUGUGAUAUGAGCAGAGCUCCACGUAGAGAAAGAAAGGUUAAAGUGCGUAAUGGAUUAAUGUCUACCAAAAUGAGGAAAAUAAAGGAAAAUGAGGAUAAGAAGAAGGAGAGUAAAGCAGAUGUGAAGAUGACAACAACAGCAGCAGCAGCAGCAGCAAUGCUGAAACAGAAUGGGGAAACAAGUGCAACAAAGACUGCAACAGCAACAACAUCUAAAACCGAAACAGAAACGACAAUGACAACGACACAGACAACAACGAUGACAACAACAACAACAACAUCAUCGUCAUCAUCAACAACAACAACAGCAACACUGACAACAACAUUAACAACAAUGAUGGUGAAAUUGGAGCCCGGUACCGAGGAAGAUAGCAAUAAUAAUAAAAACAAUGAUGCAAAUGUUGAGAAUAAUGUGGUAGUAACAAAUGUUGUGAAUGUCAAGAAUGAGGUUAAAAUGGAAAUGGAAGAUGAUGACGACAACAACGCCGACGCCGACGACGACAACAAUGACAACAAUAACAACAACAGUAACAGCAACAACGACGACAACGACAACACUCAUAAUGAUAACGGCAAUGGCAAUGAUGAUCAUCGCGAUCAGCAGCAACAGCAACAACAACGCCAUCUCCAUCCUCAUGAGGAUGGCGAAACAAUGGAUGAUAAUGAUAACGAUGAAUUGAAUGGUGAUAUUUUUGAAUUUGAAGAGGCCGAUGUGCCCUUGCCACCACUGUACUUGCUCAAAGAUGAGGGCAGUGAUAAAUGGGUACUAUUAAAUGAUUUGUGCAAUUUACUUAAAGUCAAAUCAAAGGAUACGCUGCUUAAUAAGGUGAGCCAUAACAACAACAACAACAACACAAAUACACAGAAGCAACUACUGCGGGAAUUCAAGAUCGAUGACUUUCUCGAGAAGGCCACCUGCCUGCAAUUGCUAUGUGCCGGCGAGAAGCUGAACAUGUUUAGCUCCUCGAAGGUUGUGCUAAUCAAAUACAACGACAGUGUCAAGAACUUAUUAGGCGUUAAAACCAUUUUAAUGAAAUUUUAAAGCAGCGCCUCAUACAAAAAAAAAAACUUAAAAACAAAACAAAAGUCGAAAAACAAAAAAAAACAGCAUGCAAAACCGAGAUACAGAGAAAAAUAUAUGUAUAUAUUAUAUAUACAUACAUAUGUAUAUGUAUGUCCCUCUAAAACUAAAUUAACUAUUAGUACGAAUAUAGAAUAUAAGUAGAUUAUAUAUACAUGCAUACAUACACAGACAU